Molecule: messenger RNA, 4215 nt
Organism: Plasmodium cynomolgi strain B
Lineage: Eukaryota; Apicomplexa; Aconoidasida; Haemosporida; Plasmodiidae
Product: splicing factor putative
Exons: 2
Coding region: 1-4215 (1404 amino acids)
Biological process (GO): spliceosomal complex assembly
Cellular component (GO): U2 snRNP; catalytic step 2 spliceosome; U2-type prespliceosome
Molecular function (GO): mRNA binding
Source: RefSeq, a predicted model, not a curated record
AUGGAGGCGAAGCGCAGUGAGUGCGAUGCGGGGAAACGGGAAGGAGGAAAGAAGCACAAGUACGGCAAGGAGGAAAUGAACGGAGGGGUCCACGCAGAGGGUCACCUAUCGGGGGACGUCCAAUACGACCUGGAGAUAGAGACCCGCCUGGAGGAUGAAGACUCUGCGAACCACAUCGGAAGUGGAGCAAGCGGAGCAGGAGGCACAGCCCGCCGCAAACACAACCACAUAAACGUAGGCAACCUGAAGGACGAAGUAGUCCAAAACGAUUUCAAUAAUGAUGACCUGGAUGAUAAAGCCCUAGGGUUAGUAAAUGACAAAUCCAUUAGAAGAAGGGAGAAUGAGUUUCAGAGGAGAAAGUAUGACUAUAUGAUAUCUCCGGGGAGGGCUGAUCCUUUUGGAGAUAAGAGUCCAUCCCCAGGGGAGAGAACCUAUGCAGAUGUGAUGAUGGAUGUAAACAAGGAGAGUAACAAAAUGAAGCUUUCCAGCGGUGGUGGGAAGGCUGGUGCUUCGGGGGGUACGUCUAGCCAAGCAGGAGGGAAUAGAAGGAUGAGGUGGGGUGUUACAGAAAGUAGUGAUGCUGUAGGGAGAGAACCUGGGGAGUCAGUCACGUCAAGUAAAUCAAAUGAAGGAAUAAAAAAGGAACAAGGAAAAAGUAAGUGGGAUAUUCUAUCCGGAGAGGAGAGUAAAUCCACCAGCUUUGGAAAUAUGGCUACUCCCGCUCCGUCCAAGUGGGUGGAUACGCCCUUCAUACUGAACGACGGGGGGGAAGUAAAGAAGAAAAAGAUUUCCCGAUGGGACAAAGUCGGGGAAGGGACUGCUGCGGGAGCGGCGGAUAGCCUCGCGCAGAGUGACAUGAUGAAAACGCCCAAAGUGGUACCACUUGGUGGAUUGGCAGCCGGUGGAGUGCUAUCCGGUGGAGUGGCAGCCGGUGGGGCCACCCCCGGAGGUAUGCUCAAAACGCCCUACCUCGUGCCGGGGAGCGGGAACUUCGUGAAUACGCCGUACGUGCUGAACCAAUUGGGUAACGCCUCAGCAAUGUUCACCCCGAUGACCCCGGGAGUGGCCUCCCAGGCCAUCGACUCGAUAAUAAAAAUGAAAAUAAAGAACGAAAUGGAGAUCCGAAACAGGCCACUAACAGAUGAGGACCUGGACGAACUGCUGCCCUCUGAAGGGUAUGAAAUUGUAAAGCCCCCUGAGGAGUACGAAGCGAUAAGAAGGAACAAAUUAAAGGCUUUUUUUAAGACUGUAGCGAGCACUGCAGGGACUCCCCUUCUGAUGGGGAGUAGUGGAGUCAUUGGAGGGGUUCCCGCUUCUUUGCAAGGGGAGAAAACAGGGGAGCACUCCACAGGAGUGAUGCAGACCCCGUAUUUAAAUAACAACAUGAUGAGUAGCACACUGGUUGGUGGAACGUUGCCUAGUGGUACCCCCUUUUACGAAAUUCCAACCGCUACGACUAGUCAGAUGAAGGACACAGAGGGAGGAGGAGGAGACACACAGACGACACUCCUACAAAGUAGACAGUUCGAAAUUAACAACCCACAAUUGUUAAGUGAGUUAAAAUAUGUACAGCUAAAAAAUGAAGACUUCAUCUAUUUCAGUAAGCUGUUUCAAACAGUGGAUGAAAGUGAUCUAUCACAGGAAGAGCUGAAGGAGAGGAAGCUAAUGAUACUUUUACUUAAGAUAAAAAAUGGAACGCCAUCUGUUAGACGUGCAGCUUUGAGAGCUAUCACAGAUAAGGUAAAGGAAUUGGGUCCCGAAAUUUUAUUUAACUUAAUAUUACCUCUAAUGAUGCAUAACACAUUGGAGGAUCAGGAGAGACAUCUCCUCGUGAAAGUAAUCGAUCGAAUUCUGUUCAAGUUGGAUGACUUGGUCAGACCUUAUGUACACAAAAUUUUGGUGGUCAUUGAACCGUUACUAAUUGAUGAGGAUUACUACGCUAGAGUGGAAGGGAGAGAAAUUAUCAGUAAUCUAGCCAAAGCUGCAGGACUAGCUACCAUGAUUGGAAUUAUGAGACCAGACAUAGAUCACCCGGAUGAAUACGUCAGGAACACUACUGCUAGAGCGUUUGCAGUUGUUGCGUCUGCACUUGGUAUACCAUCGUUAAUUCUGUUUCUCAAGGCAGUGUGUCAAUCGAAGAAGAAUUGGGAAGCUAGACAUACAGGGAUUAAAAUUGUACAACAGAUUGCCAUUCUGAUGGGUUGCGCUGUUUUGCCUCACUUAAGACAACUCGUUUCGAUCGUUGCUCAUGGGUUGCAUGACGAGCAACAGAAGGUGAAGACCAUCACGGCACUUGCCAUAGCUGCGUUAGCAGAAGCAGCAGCACCGUAUGGGAUCGAAGCGUUUGAUUCUGUUUUGAGACCUCUAUGGAAAGGAAUCACAGAACACAGAGGGAAAGUGUUAGCUGCAUUUUUAAAGGCCAUCGGGUUGAUCAUCCCACUGAUGGACCCAUACCACGCAAGUUACUACACGAGAGAAGUGAUGGUGAUUCUCAUUAAUGAGUUUAACUCUCCUGAUGAAGAAAUGAAAAAAGUUGUUCUAAAAUGUGUGAAGCAGUGUAUACAAACAGAGGGCAUCGAAAAGGAUUACAUCAAUCAAGAAGUCGUGAACCCAUUUUUUGACAAAUUUUGGGUUCUAAGAACUAGCCAUGAUAAGAGAAAUCUACAUCUAAUAGUAGAAACGACAGUAGAAAUUUCAAACAAAAUAGGAGGAGCAGCUGUCAUUGGGAGGAUUGUAGACGAUUUGAAGGACCCAUCUGAGCAGUUCAGAAAAAUGGUCAUGCAGACUAUCCAAAGUAUUGUUAAUAAUCAAGGGGUAGAUGACAUAGAUCAGACAUUAGAGGAGCAGCUAAUCGAUGGAAUCCUUUACGCAUUUCAAGAACAAGCCUCAGAGGACUAUUACGUGUUGCUAAACUCAUUCGAUGCGAUAGUAAAUAAAUUGCAAAUCAGAAUGAAGCCCUACUUACCCCAAAUAGCAGGAAUUAUUCGAUGGAGACUGAAUACACCUCUGCCAAAAAUUAGACAACAAAGUGCAGAGCUGAUUGGUAGGAUAGCUAGCUUGAUGCAUCUAUGUGAGGAACACCAAAUGUUGGGUCAUCUAGCGUUAUACCUGUAUGAAUACCUGGGGGAGGAAUACCCAGAAGUGUUAGGUAACAUCAUAGGUGCGUUAAAAUCCAUCGUAGUUGUUUUAGGGGUGCAUAAUAUGACUCCACCGAUAAAGGAUCUGCUACCGAGAAUAACCCCCAUUUUGAAAAAUCGACAUGAGAAAGUACAAGAAAAUGUGAUCGAUCUGAUUGGAAUUAUUGCAGACAAAGGAGGAGACUUAGUUUCUCCAAAGGAGUGGGAUCGUAUAUGCUUCGAUCUAAUUGAGUUGUUAAAAUCGAACAAAAAAUUAAUUAGGAGAGCAACGAUCCAAACGUUUGGUUAUAUAGCCAGGACUAUCGGACCAUUUGAGGUUCUAACCGUUUUACUCAAUAAUUUACGAGUCCAGGAGAGGCAACUGAGAGUAUGCACCACCGUUGCCAUCGCGAUAGUAGCAGAUACGUGUCUCCCCUACUCCGUCCUUGCUGCACUGAUGAAUGAGUAUCGAACCCAGGAUCUUAAUGUGCAGAAUGGAGUCUUGAAAGCCUUAUCCUUCAUGUUUGAAUACAUAGGCGAAAUUGCAAAAGACUAUGUAUACGCAGUGGUUCCUCUGCUUGAGCACGCUCUCAUGGAUCGAGAUUUAGUGCAUAGGCAAAUAGCCACUUGGGCUUGCAAGCACUUAGCGCUGGGGUGCUUUGGGCUGAACAGAGAAGACGCGCUGAUCCACUUGCUCAACUAUGUGUGGCCGAAUAUAUUUGAGACGUCUCCUCAUCUGAUCCAAGCUGUGAUUGAUUCCAUCGAUGGGUUCAGGGUGGCCCUAGGUCCCGCCAUAAUUUUCCAGUAUCUAGUGCAGGGCAUUUUUCACCCCUCCAGGAAGGUGCGCGAAAUUUAUUGGAAAAUCUACAACAACGUUUAUAUCGGCCACCAGGACAGCCUCGUCCCGGUGUACCCCCCCUUUGAGCGCCUCGCGGACAGCAACUUCGCGCGCGACGAGCUGCGCUACACGUUGAAGCUUCCGCGGUACUGGUUGUUCCUAUUCUUGACGAGCGGCGACAGGCACUUCUUGGGCGGGUCGUAUCCUUCGAUUUUGAGCGGCGGGAUCUUCACCUGCGGCGUGGCGGUGACAAAGCGGUAA